Anopheles stephensi (Asian malaria mosquito) is the source of this 1008-nucleotide messenger RNA. RefSeq names its product proteasome inhibitor PI31 subunit (gene PI31). Gene Ontology annotation, molecular function: endopeptidase inhibitor activity; proteasome binding. The record is from RefSeq and is a predicted model, not a curated record. The coding region runs from base 156 to 911 and encodes 251 amino acids. The transcript is spliced from 3 exons. Gene Ontology annotation, biological process: proteasome-mediated ubiquitin-dependent protein catabolic process. Lineage: Eukaryota; Metazoa; Arthropoda; Insecta; Diptera; Culicidae.
UCGUUUGACAGUUCCAGCCAAUCAAAACAAAGUAGCUUUUGUUUGGAUGAUAGCACAUAUUUUGCUGGAAAGAAAAUACCAUUCUCCGGCUUUUGGGUGAAACGAAUCAACCACGCAAUCACUUAAAAUUUACGGUAGAAAAAGCAACUGAAAAGAUGCAGUCAUCAGAUUACUUUGGCAUGGAGAUGCUGUGGAAGUUGGAGCAGAAUAAUGUAAACACCAAAUCCGAUCUGAUGGUGCUGUUCGUGCACUGGUACCUGAUGAGGAACGGAUUUCGCAACGUUGGUGUUGGUGACGAUAAAACGCUCGAUAACAUUGCUGAACAGAGCGAACUGUUGCCGGAAGGCUGGAACGCAAAUAAUGCGUCGUACGCACUGCGCUACACGAUCAACAAUGAGCUGUACAACCUGCACGGAACUCUUUCGAACGGCACGAUGAUUAUCAAUCUGCUGCAUGCAAAGAGUCUACAGGUUUCGAACGUUGUCUUCAAUUUGGACGCGACCGUUCAAUCGAUCCGGGGCAGCAAAAUUAUGGAUCUAAUUGUCAAAGUCGAUGAACAAAUUGCUCGACUGGAUAGCGAACUGGUGAAGCCAAUUCACAGUGGACCAUCGAAAAGCUCCGGCACACAGACUGCGGCACCACUAGCGCAAAGCGGUAUUGCUGAUGGUGGCAGUACGCGGCGGGUUGAUCAGGGCCGAAUACCCAUUCCACCGUAUGGUCACGCGGAUCGUGAUCCGUUGGGAGUUCUUGGUGGUGGUAUGCUGAUGGAUCCGCUACGUCCCAGAAUGCCCAACUCUGGUUUCUUUGUGCCACGACCGCGUAUCGAUCCGAUGGGACCAGUCAAUCGGAUCAAUCAGUUCCCAAAUCCGGAUCAUCUUCCUCCGCCAGGGUACGAUGAUAUGUUCAUGUAAGACAAAGCGGUUUUCUAUUCAUGUAUGUCUGAUCAAUGCUACUAAAUAUACUCUUCGUUUGAUGGUCUAAAUAUACCCAGAGGCAAAUAGAAGUUUA